AUGCGCACGGCCAUAGCGUGUCAAUACUGUCGCAGGUCCAAGAUCAAGUGUCACCAUGAUGGCGUCGCUCCAUGUCGCGCGUGCACCAGUGCCCCCCGAACGGAUUGCCUUCUCAGUGGGCCCAUCAUCAAGAACAGGCUCCGCCAGGUCAACUCGGAGGAGGCCGACGGCGGCCCAGCUGGAGGCACGCCAGGAACACACGAUGCCUCCCCGGCCCGACCACCUGCACAUGCACCCCGACCCGCAAAGCGACCCAGGCUGGAGGGGCCUGGGAGCCCUGUGAGCCCUGUGCAGGACGGGUCGCUAGUCGUUUCCGCCAUCGCGUUGCCAAAUCUGCCUGCGCCUGCGUUGCUGCUCCAGGCUUCCAAUCUACUGCAGAGCCUCUUUCCUGAGUUUGGAUUCUUGCAUCGCCCGUCGUUUACUGACGAGCUUCUGGAAGGCCGCGUGGAGCCCAUGAGGCUGCAUGCAAUCCUUUCCGUGACCGCUCGAUUCGUGCCCACACUGGUCUCUCAGCAUGGAGGGCCUGAAGCCGCAGGUGGCUUCUAUGCCGCGAGGGCUGAGACUGCCGUCAUGCUUCGCGUCCUCGACAGUCCAGAUGUUGGAACUAUUCAAUCAUUGUUAUUGGUUGCUCUCCAUCAUUGGGGUGCUUGCAAUGGCUCUCGCGCGUGGAUGCUGGCUGGUAUAGCCGUCAGAAUGACGCAAGCCAUGAUGCCCAAAUUAGAUGAGCCCAACAAACUCAGGGACGCGUCUCCUGGUGGUGCUGGAAGCAAUGCCGCGCACCGUACCUCGCAAGAGUGCAUCCGCCGCACCAUAUGGGCUGCCUCUGUCGUCGAUUGCCUCUUGAGCGGUGGCAAGCAUCGACCGCAGAGUUUUCAGGCCGCCAGGCUCGAUCUAUCCAUGCCGGUUGGCGAAGACGAUUUUGCCUUCCAGACCGAGCCUGACAAGCCUCCGCCGCACCUGCUGCGUUUGGCGCUGAGCACAUCUGAGGAGAUGACAGUGGCUCGGAAACGUGACGACUGUGAUAAUAGCCUACUUCUCAUCAUCAAGGGUAUGGAUAUCUGGUCGACGCUCUCUUCUUGGAUAUGCGCCGGCGGCCGCCAACUGGAGCCAGUUGACGCUCAAAGCUCACCAUGGAAUGAAGGGAGCUUCUGGAGUAGAAUGAAGAAGGCAUUGGAUCGCUGGUAUUCAUCCAUGUCUGACAAGCUCCACUACUCUCCAAGUGGCAACAACCUACAAGCCCAUAUUGCCCACGGCCAGGGACAGCAAUUCGUCUUCGUCAACCUCAUUUUCCAUCUCAACCAACUAUUCCUCCACCGCGAGUACAUUCCUUUCUUGCCGCACAGGUGCGCAUCCCCGGUAGGGCCGAUCGAUCCUCCUCUACUCGUUGAUCAGCCCCCUGACGGUUGGUGGGUUGCGAAUUCCAACAUACUCUUCCAGUCGGCCACAUGCAUCGUCGAUCUUCUAAGAGCGGCAUCCAAACGCGGCGUUGAACUCAGGACCGUAUUCGUUGCAUUCUGCAUGUAUUCUGCCGCUUCCACACUUCUCUAUGCGCAGGCUUGGCCAUACAUGGCACCGAAUACAGAAAUGCGGCAAGAGGAUCUGCGCUGGGCUAUGGAUUGGUUAGAAGAUACAGGUACACUUUGGAAGAUCGUCCAAGGAUGGAAGCAAACGCUGUCCACGGUUUCGGCCAUCUACGAAAGUGUCAAGGCCGAUGCAUCGCGGUUCCCGCACCUCGGUAGGCACGGGCUAGAAGAUCUGGAGGAUCGCAUAAACCGAUUUGCUGAGAUACCGCCUUCCGGGACCGACGCAGAUAGCACUACGCCAGGAGGUGAACACGCGGCGGCAACACUGUUGGACCUUUCUCGGCACAGUCGACCACUGGACGCCGUGGACGGGAGGGCGCUACGCCGUACCGGAGGUGAACUUAACGGACGGCAAUGGCCUGGCUCAGAAGGUCAACAUCACGAAUAUGGCUUCGAUGACUAUGACACAAACGCUUCCCUUGACCCUGACCUGCUCGCUUCGAUCAUGGACGGGUCAAUGGCUGACAUGUUGCAAAUACCCUUGGGUGAUUACUGA
Anthostomella pinea is the source of this 2079-nucleotide messenger RNA. The record is from the annotation of a GenBank genome assembly. Lineage: Eukaryota; Fungi; Ascomycota; Sordariomycetes; Xylariales; Xylariaceae.